Molecule: messenger RNA, 8383 nt
Organism: Poecilia latipinna (sailfin molly)
Lineage: Eukaryota; Metazoa; Chordata; Actinopteri; Cyprinodontiformes; Poeciliidae
Gene: prkd1
Product: protein kinase D1
Exons: 21
Coding region: 1146-3875 (909 amino acids)
Biological process (GO): phospholipase C-activating G protein-coupled receptor signaling pathway; intracellular signal transduction; protein phosphorylation
Cellular component (GO): cytosol
Molecular function (GO): ATP binding; protein serine/threonine kinase activity
Source: RefSeq, a predicted model, not a curated record
UACUGUGUAGUAAUUGCAAAACGUUGUAAAAAAAAUAGAGUUCCGUUAUAAAAUAAAAAUAUGGACACAUAACUAUGAAGUCAUCUGCAUACAUUAGGUGACUGAUUAUGUUGUCACAUUUGAAAUGUCAUACAUGUUAAAAAGAUAAUGGGCUGAUAUACUUCCCUGGCCUGACUCCAAUCCCAACAUUAAAUGGAUCAGACGUAGCAUUACCAGAUUUCACAUGUAUUUACUGAUGCCAUUAGCAAUAAACAAGGAUUCUGAUUAGAUACUUGGGAACUGCUUGUAGAAAAGCUUUUGAUGAUUCACACAAUCAAAUGCUUUAGAGCAGUGAUCCUCAAAACCAGGCAGCUUUUAGAUGUCUCUGAUUCAACACACCUGAGUGAAAUAAUCAGGUCAUUAGUGGGACUCUGGAGAACUUGACCUCACUGAGGAGAUACUUCAACCAUUUGAAUGAGAUGUGCUGAACCAUCAAUAAAAUACAUAAAUAUUACACACAGCCAAGAUCUCCUUUAAUGCAAAAAUGCAUAACUUGCACGUUUAGGUUUGUGUUAAAACCAAAUAAUGUUUAGGAUUAGAAGUAAACUGGUUGUCAGAGGUGGUUCUUGAUUUUCGAGAUUUUCUUCUUCCAGUAAAUGGAACUUCACAUUUCUAAGCCAAAACAAUGGUACUUAAAAAUGAAUAUCUCAGUCCAUAUCAGCACAGGAGGUUCCCUUUCCUCCUCUUCAUCUCCCUCCUCCUCCUCGUCUCCAUCCAGUAUUGACGUCUAUGACUCUGUCACCCGCCUCACCGGUUUCCAGGCAGCUCUCUGGUCCAGUCAUGUAGUCACUACUCCUGUUCCGUUCACAUCCGUUCUCUGUGUCCUCGUGCCGUGUCUGUGCGUUUUUAGCCUGGGCUACUUAGAGAUUUCCUGUAGUUGAUGAAUUAGUGUUUUGUCUGAAACUCUUUUUGCGCUUUUCUGACGCUUUGGGGUGUUCCGUGCGUCAGAGCAUCCCGCGAUUUUCCACCCUUUAAAUCUCCUCUCUGGUUGCUCCCUUGGCUCCUUCCUCUCUUUCUCCCUGUUGAGCACCGGGCGAUUAUCUGUCACCGCCGUGACUUCUAAUUGUUUCUUGGCAAAGUUGGGAACCACAGAGGAGAAGGCUUCAAUGAGUGCUCCUCCGUUGAUCCGGGCGCCCAGCCCGCUGCCGUUUUUGGGAGGGACGAGCAGCCCCAACACCGAGGGAGGAGGUGGGGAAGGGGGAGGCGGUGUGAUCUCCUUCCAGAUCCAGAUAGGAAUGAGCCGGGAGCCGGUGCUGCUAGACGCCGCGGAGCUCAACCUCAGUCAGGUCCGGGAAGUGGCGUGCUCCAUUAUCAACCAGAAGCUGCCAGAGUGUGGAUUCUAUGGGAUGUAUGAAAAGAUUCUCUUGUUUCGUCAUGACCAGACAUCAGACAACAUGCUGCAGCUGCUGCGCUCUGCAUCACAGAUCCAGGAGGGUGACCUGGUGGAAGCCAUUCUGUCAGCUUCAGCCACUAUGGAGGACUUCCAAAUCCGUCCACACAGUCUGUUUGUUCAUUCAUACAGAGCUCCAACUUUCUGCGACCACUGCGGUGAGAUGCUGUGGGGUCUGGUACGGCAGGGGCUCAAAUGUGAAGGAUGUGGUCUCAAUUAUCACAAACGCUGUGCAUUUAAAAUUCCCAACAACUGCAGUGGGGUGAGAAGGCGUCGCAAUUCAACGGUUUCACUAACAGGAGGAAUUGUUAAUGUGGGCCGCCCCCUCUCUGCUGAGCCAUCACCUCCCCACUACACAGAUGAUGCUUUGCUGUCUCCUGUAAGUCCCAAUGUUGAGAAGAACCAGUUAGAGUAUUACCCUGGCAGGGAGCGGCGAGCUAGCACCCAGUCAUACAUCGGACGCCCCAUUGAGCUGGACAAAAUCCUACUGUCAAAGGUCAAGGUUCCCCACACAUUCCUAAUCCACUCAUACACCCGGCCAACUGUGUGCCAACACUGCAAGAAACUGCUGAAAGGCCUCUUCAGACAGGGUCUCCAGUGCAAAGAUUGUAAAUUUAACUGCCAUAAACGAUGUGCUCUGAAAGUGCCAAACAACUGCCUUGGAGAAGUUUCCCGAAAUGAAGAUCUUCUGAGCCCAGGAGCAGAGUUGGAUGCUGUGAUGGUGGAGGGUUGCCUUGACGACCCCAGUGGUGACCGACGUGGUAGCCUCCUUGAUGACAUGGAUGAAGCACUAACUUCAGAUGGGGGCUUAAUGCUGGACACCGGAUCUGCUGACCUUAGUGACCUGCGUGACCCUGACCUGGAUGACUCCAACCGUGCCAUCAGCCCGUCCACCAGUAACAACAUCCCACUGAUGCGAAUUGUUCAGUCUGUCAAACACACCAAGAGGAAGAACAGCAAUGUGAUGAAGGAAGGCUGGAUGGUUCACUACACCAGCAAGGAUACUCUUAGAAAACGCCAUUACUGGCGACUGGACAGUAAAUGCAUCACCUUGUAUCAAAAUGAUACAGGAAGUAAAUACUACAGGGAGAUUCCAUUGUCAGAAAUCCUGUCUCUGGAGCCAGCUCAGAACUUCUCUCUGCUUCCAGAAGGAGCCAACCCUCAUUGUUUUGAAAUCACUACAGCAAUGCUGGUUUACUAUGUCGGAGAGAACCUGUUGAGAGGCGAAUCAUCCAUGACUGGCAGUAGCAUCCUGGUCAGUGGAGUUGGGCAGGAUGUGGCUCGGAUGUGGGAAAUGGCCAUCCAGCAUGCUCUUAUGCCAGCCGUCUCCACAGGAAUUUGCCACAAUUCCCACCGAAGUGGGCACAAGGAAAUUUCCAUCAGUAUUUCAGUCUCCAACUGUCAGAUCCAGGAAAAUGUGGACAUCAAUUCAGUUUAUCAGAUUUUUCCAGAUGAAGUUCUUGGCUCUGGACAGUUUGGUAUUGUUUAUGGAGGUAAACAUCGGAAGUCUGGUCGAGAUGUUGCUAUCAAAAUAAUUGAUAAACUUCGUUUCCCUACUAAGCAGGAGAGCCAACUGCGCAAUGAGGUGGCCAUCCUGCAGAGUUUGCACCACCCAGGCGUGGUCAACUUAGAGUGCAUGUUUGAGACGCCGGAGCGAGUGUUUGUGGUGAUGGAGAAGCUCCAUGGAGACAUGCUUGAGAUGAUCCUGUCCAGUGAGAAAGGUCGGUUACCGGAGAGAAUCACCAAGUUCCUGGUCACACAGAUCCUGGUGGCUCUGCGGCAUCUCCACUUCAAGAACAUCGUCCACUGUGAUCUGAAGCCUGAAAAUGUGCUUCUGGCUUCUGCAGACUCUUUUCCUCAGGUAAAACUUUGUGACUUUGGAUUUGCUCGGAUCAUUGGUGAGAAGUCCUUCCGGCGCUCAGUGGUUGGCACACCAGCAUACCUUGCUCCUGAAGUCCUGAGAAACAAAGGCUACAAUCGUUCUCUGGACAUGUGGUCAGUGGGAGUCAUCAUCUACGUCAGUUUAAGUGGGACAUUCCCUUUCAAUGAAGAUGAAGAUAUUAAUGAUCAAAUCCAGAAUGCUGCCUUCAUGUACCCUCCACACCCGUGGAAGAAAGUCUCUCAGGAAGCAAUUGACCUGAUCAACAACCUCCUGCAGGUGAAGAUGAGGAAGAGGUACAGUGUGGACAAGACUCUCAGUCACCCCUGGUUACAGGAUUAUCAGAUGUGGCUGGACCUGAGGAAUUUAGAGGGUCGAAUGAACGAGCGGUACAUCACCCACGAGAGCGAUGACCUUCGUUGGCUCCAUCACGCUCAGCUCAGCGGCCUUGACUACCCCUCGAAUUUCAUGAAUGGUCCUCUUAACGACGUUGAUCCAGGGAUGGAGCGCUACCAUGAGCAGGAGGAGGAGCUGGAGACCCUCAGUGAGAGGGUCAGUGAACUCUGAGGACAGCGUCGCAAAGUAACACAAACCAGAAGAAGGAAGUCUGAACUUUUUCUGGAGGAGCAGUAUUAAACAUUUACAAAUAUUUUUCAAGCAGGUAUUACAUUUCAUUUCAUUCAAAUCGGCUUCUUUUCUAUGAAAACAGCUGCAGGUUUACUAAUCUGCACACCGGCAGUGCGCGCUGACACCUCCAAGUUAAAUGUUCCUGUUCCUGUCAAACACUGACUGGAGGCUUUCUGUGUGGAGUUUGCAUGUCUUUCCUGCAGCUUUUCUUGUAUCUGACUUUUGCUUCUGUCUUCAUUCCUAAAACAUACAUGUUGCUCUUACUAGAAAUGAUAAACUUAAACAUUAGCAGGCUUCUGUUUCUGGUUUCCCCCAUGGCUCAUAAAAAGUUCGGGUUCCAAUCGGUUGUGACCCUUUGAAGGAGUCAGCUCAUUAGAAUUGAAGGCCUCAUGAUUAGGCUUGAGUAAAUUCAAAAUAAAAAUUAUUAUAGAUAUACCUUUUUUGUAUCUUUCCUGUUAACCGUAACAGAGGCGGAGCAAUUAAAAAGAAAUUGGAAGUGCAUGACCUCAAGCUUCUCAACAUAUCAGACUGAAAAAAAAAUCUCCCUUGCAGAUUUCUGUUUAUUGUCACUCUUAAAUGUUUCUGUGAGCUUUUUGUUUUUUGGGGGGGGGUUUUUGUUAACCCUCUUGCGGUCUUAAGAUGCAACCCAUCCUGUCAUGAUCUGAACAUAUUCAAGAACAGAUCAAACAUUCUUAUUGGUUUUUUUCAGUCUGGGUUCCAAAACUAUUUCUAAGGAUGCGUUCACACCAAUACUGUUCAGUCCGCUUUAAUCAAACUCCAGUCUUGUUUAGAAAGUCCGGUUCAUUUGCGGAGGUGUGAAAGCAUAAUAAAACUGAUGUGGACCAAAGAAGCAAAGUCUGCAGAAGCCUUGACUCAGUUGCAGUGAACUCUGAUGAGGUUUGAAUGCAUAUGUGAAUGUCCAAAGAAGCAGACUUUAGCACAUGGGAUUCUGGGUACAGACAACCAAAACAAACGCAAGUCUAGCGAUAAAGAGAAAUCCUACAAACAUUGAAAUCUGAUGGCACUCCAUUGUGGUUUACAUUUCCUGAACAAGUACAUUGUACUCAGUGUCUUCUUCAUAAGUUGGUGGAGCGCCACCAAACGUGAGGAGGUGAUCAGGUUUUUCAAAGGGUUUAGUUGGUUUGACACGGUGCAGUGUGAAAGCAAACCACACCAACUGGAAAUGGAACAAAUGCAGCAAUUUUGGUCCCCAAUCAAGUUUACCAGACUGUCGGGUGUGAAAACACCCUAAGGCUUUGUGACUCCAGCGGACUACAGUGAGAGACAAUAUGCACAGAGAAAACACCUCGUGCAUAUUGAUGCCAACUCAUCCAGGAGAUCUCUAUCUUCCCAGAACAAUCUGCUAAUCAGGGGUUUUCAAAGUACGGCAGAGCUAGUUGCCUGUCAGAGGGCAAAUCGACAACCUCCAAAUUCCCAUCACCACCAACUACAUUGUUGCUAUUAUUUCUGUUUGGGUUUUUUUCUGUCGCUAUUCUUGAUGUUUCAUUCAUAGAUGUUUACUCUACACUUUGAAAAACCCUGAUGUAAAGUAUUGCAGGUUUGACUUGUCUAGUUAAUCCAGCCUGUCAGCAGCAAGUCCAACUCUAAUGGCUCAAAAAGACAACAAAACAAAAUAAAUAUUUUUCAGUGGCCAAGUUAAAGAUAAACAGCUAAAACCAAUUGUGAGGCUGUUGCUCAAUCUGAUUUGCUUGUUAAAUCAGGGUGACUCCACAUGUGAAUGUGGUCGUUCACAUUUCUAAAUAUUAUGUGACUUGUGUGUGACCUCCUGUGUGAACUUCAAAUGAUCUGACAGUGUCCCGCAUGCAUAGUAGAGGGCGCAAGGUUGUGCAUGUAGUGAGCAUGCUCAGAGUUUUGCCAUAAAAAAUAAGUAGUCAGCGUUAGCUGAAGUAAACAUGGAUGCUAACGACGGAGCGUACCUUAUGAUUUUAAAGUUGUUAUCUAACUGGAGCAGCAGAUUAACAACUUAAUCCUCAUCAUGGUCCACCAUGGUUGUUGUUUUUCUUCCUGCUAUCAGGAUACAGAAUGGUGACAUUUGUCAAGUAUCAAUGACGUCCAGGUGGGAUGAAUGUGACCUGCUGUACAGACUCAGGUCACAUAUGAAAAGAUGGAAUACGUAUCAGAUUUAGAACCACAUAUUCAAGUGGCCUGGGGAGCAUUCAAAAAAAUCCAACCUGUGUUGUUCACACUGUCAUGAAAAGACCAGGUACAUGUUGCACUACGGUUAAAAAAAAAAAAAAAAUAGAUUCGAGUCACUUCAAGCUGAAUGUGAACGCAGCCAUAGACAUUUUCAACAGUUUAUUUAAACAAAUAUAUAUAUAUUUUUUUAUAAAAGUCACAUUCUGCAGCUUUGAUCUCUGCCGUCUCCAGCCUGCGUCAGUCAGUGUGUGUGACAGCACCACCAUGGCUCAUCACUGCCUCGCCGGCAAUGUGUAAAUUUAGCAAUUUUGACCAUUAAAAUGUUUAUUUAUAAAUUUUAUCAAGUUGACAAAUUGAUUUUUUUUUUUUAAUCAUUUUUAGUGUUUUACAUGACAUGAUGUCAUGAUGUACUGCCUCGUCUGCCUCUCCAGACAUCUGGACAUCACACUUUCUUUAUCUAAGAAUAGAGAAAGUGACUUUAGCUGCUUUCUUCUGCAGUGCCUCUUUUUGAACUUUAACCUUACACAGGCACCAUUGAAGUCAGUCUAAAAGCAGCGUAACAGGCUGCCUUCCCAUUCAUCUCUUAUUGUACUUCAACAGAUUUAUAUGAUAAGACUGUGGUAGAUGCAAAGGAACCAAUCAGCUGUGACUGUGUGCUCUAAGAGCAGGAAAACCUCUGAACUGACCUGAACUCUAGGUUGUGUUGUAUCAGAUUAUUCUACAAUGUAAAGCUGCUUUGAGGUUGAAGAAAAAGUUAGUGUCUACCCUGACUGCACAUCACUGAGUCACUGCCGUCUUUGUGCAGUUAACAGAGUUCACUGUAGAUAAUGUAAUAUUAGAUUUACACAACUGCUCCUGUGACCUGAAGGCAACCUGACUGUUUGGCACAGACUUGCCGUCAGUCAUCUGUUGGAGAAAAUCUACAGAGCCCUCUGGUGGCUGGUGUGAAAAAUUAAAAUUGAACAAAUGACUGAAGUUACUGUAAGAGAGGGCUUUUAACCAGAGACAUUUCCUGACCAGAGCUUUGUGUUAUUCUGAUGUCAGCGUUAACACUCUGCUGAAAAUAACAAUCACUCAGUUUCAAUCAGUUUGAGAUCAAAGAGCAAGAUCAAAAAAUGGACAGAUGAUAUUUGUGAGAGAUAUCACAAAUAUAAGGGCAGAAACAUGGUUUAGAGUCCAAGUGGUUCAUGUUUAGGCAGGACUGUUUUAAGUUCUGUGAAAUUUAUAGCAGAAUUAUUUAUGGAUUGAAUAAACAACAGCAACUGGUUUCAAAAGUUGCACUUUCUAGUUGACAUUUUGGAGGUUAAAAAAGUAUUUUAUAUAGUCUAUAACUUACACGGCAUUUGUUUACCACUGAUGGUAAUUAUUUCCACAGCUAAAGAUUAACCAAAAAUAUUGUGUUGGAACAAUCAAUCUCCCUUCAUUUGCUGGGUUCAUGUGGCUGCAUCAGAUGAUUUGUUAAAUGUCAGUCGGUGUUCUUAUCAGACUUCACCACCCCGCCCUCCCACCAACCCCACCCCUACAAUCCUGCAAGGAUAAGCAUGGAUGGAUGGAUGGAUUUUUGAGUUUUCAAGUGGAGUCCUAAACACUAGUUGCUCUGUAAAUAAUUGUUUGACAAAGUGUCUAAGGUCUACAUUUCUGUUUUUCUUUUUCUUUUUUUGCCAGUUACUGUUAACUGAAGCUUCUUAAGGUGCAUGUUUCUCCUUGUUUGGUGAACUGAUCAAUGAAUCUCGAAAUGCCUUUAUUCAUAAUUGUGAAUUAAUUUGCUGUUUGAAGAAAUGCUCAGUGUCAUACUUGUUUUUAUAAUUAUAAAAAUCUUUUCAUAUCUGGGACUGAAAACCGUCCAGAGUGUACUCCACCCCUCUCCCUUAUUCAUACCCUCCUCUUCCCAGGCAACAGGAUGGAUGGAUGUUUUUUCUGCAACUGGAAAAUAGCAGUAAAUUACUCUUAACUCUUUCAUUUCACAUUAAAAAAGACAACACAAUGUCUCUAUCAUAAGUUAUGUUGACUGCUGCUUAUAGCUCUUAUAAUGUGUUUGUGGAAUGAGUGGUAAUUAAUUAUUUUAAAUGUUUUUUGUUUUUGUUUUUGUUUUUUUGCAGUGUGUUUUAAAUUCGCUGCAAUUUAUUAUCUUGAACUUCAUUUUAUUUGUUUAUUUUACAAAAUUAAAUGAUGACAAAGUUAAUUGUGGUCAUUAGUAUAUGUUUUUAUAUAAGGACACUCAAAAACACCCCAUUGCUCCUUAACUGUGCUGUCACAUCUUUGCUAACCUGAAUAUAGGAGUGCUGUCAGAA